Homarus americanus (American lobster) is the source of this 759-nucleotide messenger RNA. RefSeq names its product classical arabinogalactan protein 9-like. Bases 1 to 759 code for a protein of 252 amino acids. The record is from RefSeq and is a predicted model, not a curated record. The transcript has a single exon. Lineage: Eukaryota; Metazoa; Arthropoda; Malacostraca; Decapoda; Nephropidae.
AUGCCAGAUGAGCGCUACUUCCCCUCAAUAACGUCAAUCACAUUCCAGCACCUCACACCAGAUCCCAGCACCUCACACCAGAUCCCAGCGCCUCCACCACCAGAUCCCAGCACCUCACACCAGAUCCCAGCGCCUCACACCAGAUCCCAGCACCACACCAGAUCCCAGCGCCUCACACCACAUCCCAGCGCCUCACACCACAUCCCAGCGCCUCACACCGACAUCCCAGCACCUCACACCAGAUCCCAGCGCCUCACACCAGAUCCCAGCGCCUCACACCACAUCACAGCAACCACACCAGAUCCCAGCGCCUCACACCACCAGAUCCCAGCACUCCCACCAGAUCCCAGCACCACACCAGAUCCCAUCACACCACAUCCCAGCACCUCACACCAGAUCCCAGCGCUCACACCACCAGAUCCCAGCGCCUCACACCACCAGAUCCCAGCACCUCACACCACAUCACAGCACCUCACACCAGAUCCCAGCGCUCACACCAGAUCCCAGCGCCUCACACCAGAUCCCAGCGCCUCACACCAGAUCCCAGCGCCUCACACCAGAUUCCAGCGCCUCACACCAAAUCCCAGCACCUCACACCAGAUCCCAGCGCCUCACACCAGAUCCCAGUGCCUCACACCAUCCCAAGCCUCACACCACAUCCCAGCGCCUCACACCACAUCCCAGCACUCACACCAGAUCCCAGUGCCUCACACCAGAUCUCAGCACUACACCACAUCACAGCACUCACACCAGACCUAG